ACCACAAGAGCGGAUCUUCACAGCGGUUCUCAAAGAUUGAGGACAGAAUGGUUGGGCAUACAAGUGAAUUAAAUACAAUAAUUAAUCAGCUCAUUGGUCGCCCAUGGAAAGUCAUUUCCAUUCUCGGGAUGGGCGGGAUUGGUAAAACUACUUUAACCAAAAGAGUUUACGAAGAUCCACAAGUCAUAUCCCACUUUGACCUUCGUGCAUGGGCUACUGUCUCUCAAGAAGUUAACCUGAGACAAAUUCUCUGCAACCUUCUUUGGUCCAUUGAGAGAGGAACGAAUACUGACGGAAGCACAGAUGAUCUAGCACACAAACUACGACAGCGUUUGAUGGGUCGUCAAAGGUAUCUGAUUGUGGUGGAUGACGUAUGGGAAACCGGUGUUUGGGAUCAUCUCACAAGAUGUUUUCCUAAAAGUCAGGGAAGUGCAGUAUUGGUGACCUCUCGGCUAAAAGAGAUUGCAGACUACACUAAAUCAGGUGCCAGCAAUCUUAUUCACAACUUGCAUUAUCUUGAUUCUAAAGAAAGUUGGGAUCUAUUUUGCAGUCACAUUAUCUUGAAACAGCCCUUGCACUCUAAGUUCAACACAAUUGGAAGGAAUAUUGUUGGCAAGUGUGGGGGGCUUCCCCUGGCAAUUGUUGUAGCUGCUGGACUUGUAUCCCAAAUCAGCAAAGUUGAAGAAUUGGAAAAUAUUGUGGAAGAAAUGAGCUAUCGUUUUAGUACAGAUAUUGGUGAACAAUGUUCAAGAAUUCUUAUUUACACUUUUGAGCAAAGUAUGAGCAAUAAUUAUUACGCACCAGUGGUUGAAGCCCAGAAGCCACCGGCAUGCUGUAUCUGUUGAUUGAAUGCAGUAAGUACACUCAUGAGCAACUUAAAUAUGUUAUUGGUAUGCACGUUGAGAGGUUACUCAAUAAGCAGCAGCUUUUUGUUUCUUUGUUCCCAAUAUAUACUAUUUCAAUUGAGAGAAGACCAAGCAUUUUCCUUUAU
Messenger RNA from Ipomoea nil (Japanese morning glory), 991 nucleotides. RefSeq names its product putative disease resistance protein At1g50180. The transcript is spliced from 2 exons. Gene Ontology annotation, molecular function: ADP binding. Gene Ontology annotation, biological process: defense response to other organism. The coding region runs from base 48 to 845 and encodes 265 amino acids. NCBI's taxonomy places the organism in Eukaryota, Viridiplantae, Streptophyta, Magnoliopsida, Solanales, Convolvulaceae. The record is from RefSeq and is a predicted model, not a curated record.